Molecule: messenger RNA, 2550 nt
Organism: Paramacrobiotus metropolitanus
Lineage: Eukaryota; Metazoa; Tardigrada; Eutardigrada; Parachela; Macrobiotidae
Exons: 1
Coding region: 1-2550 (849 amino acids)
Biological process (GO): DNA integration
Molecular function (GO): nucleic acid binding
Source: RefSeq, a predicted model, not a curated record
AUGACUGCCGCAAAAGAAAAAGCCCAGAACUUGAUCCGUUUUAACCCGGAUCAGAUUGAAUGGACAUCCUGGAAUGUCCUCCUCGCCAUACUCAAUGGCGGUGAGGAAUUCACCACGAUUGACAUGUCCGAUGCAUAUCACCAGGUGCCACUUGAUGAGCCGAGCCGCGAGUUGGUUGCGAUAAACACGCAUCGCGGACUGUAUCGCUACAACCGACUGCCGUUCGGAGUGGCUGCUGCGCCAAGCAUCUUCCAACAGAUGAUGGAAGAACUGCUGAAUGGCAUCCCGUAUGUGGCUGUGUACAUGGACGACAUUAUAAUCACAGGCAGAACACGACAGGAGCACCUUGCGAAUCUGGCCGAAGUAGCCGAACGAAUGAACCGACAAGGAUUCACCCUGAAACAGCAGAAGUGCAACUUCCUCCAGCUGUCGGUAGAAUACUUGGGAUUCGUGGUUGACAGAAACGGCCGACAUGUUUCCGAAACAAAGAUUCGCGCAAUCAUGGAGAUGCCAGCAUCGGUGGACGUCGCCCAGGUGCGAUCUUUCUUGGGAAUGAUCAAUCAUUACGGCAAGUUCAUUCACCAGCUGGCGACCAAGACGUACUGCCUCAACGCCCUGCUGAAAGUGGACGUCAAGUGGGAAUGGUCAGGAGAAUGUGAUGGUGCCUUCCGCAGCCUGAAGGCGGAGCUGGCACAGGCUACUACAAUGCUGGUGCAUUACGAUCCUGCGAAGCCGCUAAUCCUCGCAGCGGAUGCGUCGCAGUACGGGAUCGGAGCUGUCAUUAGCCACCGCGGACCGAGCGGGGAAGACCAGCCCAUUGCCCAUGCAUCGAAGACGUUUACGCAGACUGAACAACGGUACGCGCAGAUAGAGAAAGAGGCGCUGACCUUUGUCUUCGGUGUGAAGAAGUUCGACCAGUACCUGGCGGGUCGGGAGUUCACACUCCUUACUGACCACAAGCCGUUGGUCACGGUGUUCGGCCGGAAGACUGGAAUCCCUGCGGUAUCUGCCAACCGCCUCCAGCGGUGGGCCAUUGCACUCAUGGCGUAUACUUUUACCAUUGAGUACCGGUCUACCGAUGACUUUGGACUGAGCCGGCUGCCUCUGCACUCGAAGGACAUCUUCGACGCCAACGACUGGGGAAUGCACGAAGCCAUCCAUGCUGUCCAAAUGGAAGUGUUGAGUGAAACACCGGUGGACGCGAAGAAAAUCGCUAGUGAAACUGGCAAAGAUCGCGUGCUGGCUCGGUGUCGUCACUUGGUCCUUAAGGGAUGGCCAGAGAAGGCACCACCGGAACUCCAGCCGUACCACCAGAGACGACUGCAACUGUCAGUGGUCGCUGGAUGUGUCCUGUGGGGAGCGAGAACGGUCAUUCCAGAGUCGCUCCAAGCGGCCCUGCUGAAACAUCUGCAUGCUACAGAUGCUGGCGUGGUGCGGAUGAAGGCGGAAGCCAGAAGUCACUUCUGGUGGCCUGGACUGGACGGCGACAUCGAACGGCUGGCCAAGAAAUGCCCUGCUUGCACGAUGGCAGCAAAGGAGAUGGCGAAAGUGCCCUUGCAGCAGUGGCCGGUUGCCGAGAAUCCGUGGCAGCGUGUGCACAUGGACUUCGCGGGCCCGUUCCACAACGAGAUGUUUCUCGUGAUUGUGGACAGCUUCUCGAAGUGGCCCGAAGUCGUCAAAAUGCGGCGUACGCAGUCCGGCGACGUGAUUGCCGUGCUGGAGCAUUUAUGUGGCCGUUAUGGAUACCCGAAACAGCUGGUAACGGAUAACGGGCCGCAGUUCACCAGCGCUGAAUUUGCAGACAACUGCAAGGCCAACGGAAUCACGCACCUGCGCACGGCGCCUGGACACCCGCAAUCAAACGGGCAGGCGGAACGUUAUGUUGGCGCAUUCAAGGACGCCAUGACCAAGAUGUUGACAGGCAACAAUGCUAACAUCGACGACGCACUGCGGAAAUACCUGUUCAGGUAUCGUACGACACCGCAAGCCACCACUGGAAGUUCGCCCGAUGAGCUAUUCCUCAAGCGCCGAAUGCGCACAGCGCUGGAUUUGGUACAUCCGGACGCGAACGAUACACGGCAAUCCAACAUGGACCGUCAUAAACGAAAUUUCGAUCGGCAUGCCAAAGAGAAAAACUUCCUUGGCGGACAGCUGGUGUUGGUACGUGAUUUCCGCCACGGUCCUAAAACCCAUUGGACGCCCGGCCAGCUGCGGUCUAAGAAAGGAAACCGUCAAUGGACAGUUACCGUCGACGGCCAAGAGUGGUUUCGCCACGAAGACCAGAUCAGGCCGCGUGAAUGGCGUGCUGCAGCUGAGCCCAACGACGUUACAUCGCCAACAGUGCCAAAGGCGAUGAUAUCGGAAAUCCCACAGCGUGACCAGCAACCUGCAAUAGCGGAACCUGUCAUCCGACCACAGCCGGAGCCAGCUCUGAACGCAGAGCUUCCCCAAGUGGCAGUGCCUGCCACAGCGAAUCCUGCUCCUCCAUUGCGUGUGUCAGCGAGAGCGAAUAAGGGAGUCGAGCCAACACGAUUCGGAUAUACAAAAUAA